UUAAUUUACAAAAACAUAGAUUCUAUAAAUAUAGGAAAAUACUUUCUGAAUUUUCAAUCAAAAAACUGCGACUUGAAGAUUUGGCAUCUCACUUGCCAUUCAGGAUACCAAAAAGCAACUAAAGCGCCUAUGGAAAGUUCAGCUUUGUUUAUGGACAGUAAGAAUAUGGCCUGUGCAUCUUUCUCUUCUGGAGAAGCACAUAUGACAGAUAAGCCUGGUACGUCCUUCAGUAGAGGAGCAGAUAGCCCUGAAGACACCAAGUUAGCCGGUGAUGUUUCCGGGGCAACAGCCAGUAUUGAUCGCAAGCCAAAAUUCAUGCAGCGGGCCAAAACAUGGUCGGAUGAAGUUGAAAAUUUAUACAGAUUUCAGCAAGCUGGCUAUAGAGAUGAAAAUGAAUAUAAACAAGUAAAGCAUGUUGAUGUGGUGGAAAGGUGGCCAGAAACUGGAUUUGUGAAGAAGCUUCAGAGGAGGGACAAUACUUUCUACUAUUAUGAUAAGGAAAGAGAAUGUGAAGACAAAGAAGUCCAUAACGUUAAAAUGUAUGGCUACUGAUCUAUGUCUCUCAUCCACUGUUUUUAGAAAUGAUUUUUUUUGUCUUGAAUAGAAUGGAACCCAUUAAAAAGUUUUUAAGAGUAA
Messenger RNA from Pantherophis guttatus, 636 nucleotides. It is a transcript of the gene MEIG1, whose product is annotated as meiosis/spermiogenesis associated 1. The record is from RefSeq and is a predicted model, not a curated record. Lineage: Eukaryota; Metazoa; Chordata; Lepidosauria; Squamata; Colubridae. Gene Ontology annotation, cellular component: nucleus.